Messenger RNA from Galeopterus variegatus (Sunda flying lemur), 1752 nucleotides. It is a transcript of the gene ABCC12, whose product is annotated as ATP-binding cassette, sub-family C (CFTR/MRP), member 12. Gene Ontology annotation, cellular component: membrane. Gene Ontology annotation, molecular function: ATP binding; ABC-type transporter activity; ATP hydrolysis activity. The record is from RefSeq and is a predicted model, not a curated record. NCBI's taxonomy places the organism in Eukaryota, Metazoa, Chordata, Mammalia, Dermoptera, Cynocephalidae. Gene Ontology annotation, biological process: transmembrane transport. Bases 1 to 1752 code for a protein of 583 amino acids. The transcript has 11 exons.
AUGGUGGGUGAAGGCCCCUACCUUAUCUCAGACCUGGACCGGCGAGGCCGGCGGAGAUCCUUUGCAGAGAGGUAUGAUCCCAGCCUGAAGACCAUGAUCCCAGUGCGACCUCAUGCAAGGUUGGCACCCAACCCAGUAGACGACGCAGGGCUGCUUUCCUUCGCCAUGUUUUCCUGGCUCACUCCCAUGAUGAUUAGAAGCUACAAGCACACGUUAACUGUGGACACCCUGCCCCCACUGUCACCCUAUGACUCAUCUGACACCAAUGCCAAAAGAUUUCGAAUCCUCUGGGAUGAAGAGGUGGAAAGGGUGGGUCCUGAGAAGGCCUCCCUGGGCCGAGUGGUCUGGAAAUUCCAGAGGACGCGUGUUUUGAUGGAUAUUGUUGCCAACAUCCUGUGCAUCAUCAUGGCAGCCCUGGGGCCGACGGUUCUCAUUCACCAAAUCCUCCAGCAGACUGAGAGCACCUCCGGGGAAGUCUGGGUUGGCAUCAGCCUGUGUGUAGCCCUUUUUGCCACUGAGUUUACCAAAGUCCUCUUUUGGGCCCUUGCCUGGGCCAUAAAUUACCGCACGGCGAUCCGGCUGAAGGUGGCCCUCUCCACCUUGGUUUUCGAAAACCUGGUGUCCUUCAAGACAUUGACACACAUCUCUGUUGGCGAGGUCCUUAAUAUCCUAUCAAGCGAUAGCUAUUCCUUGUUCGAAGCUGCCUUGUUUUGUCCCUUGCCAGCCACCAUCCCCAUCCUAAUGGUCGUUUGUGCGGUAGCCACCAUCCCCAUCCUGAUGGUCGUUUGUGCGGUGUACGCCUUUUUCAUUCUGGGGCCCACAGCUCUCAUCGGGAUAUCUGUGUAUGUCAUAUUCAUCCCCAUCCAGAUGUUUAUGGCUAAGCUCAAUUCAGCUUUCCGAAGAUCAGCAGUUUCAGUGACAGACAAGCGAGUUCAGACAAUGAAUGAGUUUCUGACCUGCAUCAAGCUGAUUAAAAUGUACGCCUGGGAGAAAUCUUUUACAGACACCAUUCGAGAUAUAAGAAGGAGGGAAUGGAAAUUACUGGAAAAAGCUGGAUUUGUCCAGAGUGGAAACUCAGCCCUGGCCCCCAUUGUGUCCACCAUAGCCGUUGUGCUGACCUUCACCUGCCACAUCCUCCUGGGACGCAAGCUCACUGCCCCUGUGGCAUUUAGUGUGAUUACCAUGUUUAACGUAAUGAAGUUUUCAAUUGCAGUCUUGCCUUUCUCGGUCAAAGCAGUGGCCGAAGUCAAUGUCUCUCUAAGGAGAAUGAAGACAAUUCUCAUAGAUAAAAGCCCCCCAUCUUACAUCACCAAACCAGAAGACCCAGAUACUGUCUUGCUUUUAGCAAAUGCCACCUUGACAUGGGAGCAAGAAGCCAGCAGGAAAAGUGACCUGAAGAAAGUACAGAACCAGAAAAAGCAUUUUUUCAAGAGACAAAGGCUGGAGGCUUAUAGGGAGUACAGUCCAUCAGCCCAGGGAGUUGCUGGCCCAGAGGAACAAAGUGGCAGCCCCAAAUCGGUUCUGCAUGACAUAAGCUUUGUGGUGAGAAAGGGGAAGGUCUUGGGAAUAUGUGGGAAUGUUGGAAGUGGAAAGAGCUCCCUCAUUGCAGCUCUCCUAGGACAGAUGCAGUUACAGAAAGGGAUUGUGGCAGUCCAUGGAACUUUGGCCUACGUUUCACAGCAAGCCUGGAUCUUUCAUGGAAGUGUGAGAGAAAACAUAUUAUUUGGAGAAAAGUAUGAUCACCAAAGGUAA